Molecule: messenger RNA, 1977 nt
Organism: Pararge aegeria (speckled wood butterfly)
Lineage: Eukaryota; Metazoa; Arthropoda; Insecta; Lepidoptera; Nymphalidae
Product: putative histone-lysine N-methyltransferase 1
Exons: 3
Coding region: 64-1977 (637 amino acids)
Source: RefSeq, a predicted model, not a curated record
AUAGUAUCUGAUUACUACAUUUUUAGGAUUUGUUAUCUUGUUGAUUAUUACUUAAUAAGUAAUAUGCCUUACAAGAAAAAUAAAAAACAGACAAAAAGAAAAGUGACAAAAAAUGUUAUACAGAAAAAAGUUAUGACCGCUAGACUGAUUCUUAUAAACCUGAAAGUCGACGAUUACGUUUACAAAAAGAAGCCGAUUUCAAUAGAGGAAGCUUAUAAAUACGCGCGUGAAAUCGAAACGUUUAGACGCCAAUGCCACGAUGAAAGAUGUCUUCAGGUUAUAGAAAAACUCAGUUCAUACAUGAAGUUCCUUAUAAGAGAGCAAUCAACAAAAGAUAUUGAGGAUGUUAAUGUAACCCAUCAAACAGAGCCCAUUGAAGAGUUACAUACUGAGAAUGAUAAUGGGACAUAUACUGCUGGGCCACAGUGUAAUACCAUUGAUACAGAAGUAGAUCAAUCUGCUUUAGACCUGUCUAUAGGAGAGACAAAAGAUUCAUUAGCUAGCUCAGAUAUAAACGAUAAAAAAAUUAUAAAUCAAAACUCUUUGUCUACAAUAACUCAGGAAAACUUAAACGAAGCUUAUGUGAAUAAAAAUGAUACUAGACACCAUAAUAUCAUGAUAGAAUCGGAAAUAGCUAAAGUAAAUACUAUUAACCAAAAUCAGACAGAAAUUGUCGAUGUUACAAGUAUAAAGCCGCAAAACCUACUGAGUAAUUUUGAAUACGAUAACUAUAAGAGCGAUCAAAAUUAUACCCAAAAUAAACUAACACAACACAGCUUUAAGGAAUCUUCAAAUAAAACCUAUAAUGACAUGAGUACUGAGAAUAAUACGAGCCAAUCUGAAAUUAAUAACCAGAAUGAUGUUAAACAAAAAAGACAAAAAAUAGUUGAUGAUAGCAACCAACUAUCGAAUAGUAUACUGGAUAAUUUUGGGCAAGGAAAAUAUACGGUAUUAAGUCCAGUUAAAAAUAAUACAAGCCUCAAUAAUAACAAACUCCACCAUGAUCAUGAAAUCCCUACUAACACUAAAGAUACAGUCAUUAAGUACAAUAAAAUCAACUUAGAAGACAGUAAUUUAAACAAAAUUAAUAUUACAGAUACUAUAAAUAAAGUUAUUAACUAUAAUAAUAAUACAAAUAAACGGAACAUUAAAUUAAACCCUGUUAUACAAAAAGAUGUAAGCGGAGAUAGUAAUAAAGUAUCACAAAAUCAUCUAAAUAAUUCAAACUCGGUCAGUGUACAAAAUAAUAAAAAUACAAAAAAAAGCCAGCAGCUCGGUGAUUAUGAGAGACCUGAUUAUAUAGCAGACACUAAAAAUGAAGUUAUUAUCCAUAGUAAUAUUAGUAAAGGUAUUAUUCGUAGAGGUAAUAAUACAAGGGUCAUAGAAAUCAUCAAUCCACACACUAUAAAACAAAAAGCAAUAGGAGAAAAUAGCUCUAAGCUCUCCCAAAAUACAAAUACUAAAAAAUACCCAACACAUUUUGUAAACCCGAAGCCAAUUAUUGAGAAACAGUAUACCAGUAAUAAGGAUAAUGCAAAAGGUGAUAUUUCACAACAGAUAAAUGUAACGAAUGGAGUAGCAACCGUCUUAAAAAUGAAGAACACCGUAAAAAAAGAGGUUACAAAUACGCUGAAAAAGAGAACUUAUCAUCGAAAAAAGAAAGUCAGUAAUGUAGCUACUGCACAGAGAGAUUUAAACGAAAAAGAAAUCGUAAAUCCAACAGUCCAAACCCGAAUAAUUUCAGAAAACUCUCGGAACAGUUCCAUAAAAAAGAAUAAACGUGUGUACUUAAAAAAGAAAAGGGAAGUGAUAGAUAUGACAUGGGUAGAGAAUGUUAAAUUCGUAAGAGUAAUAGAGACGGAAGAAUACACCAAGUUCGAUAACUUUGUAGAAUCAUUUUGGAGUGAUUUAACCGUUCCUCCGUUUAUAAAUUUAACUGAUUUUGAAUAUGAUAACAUUAAUAUUUGGAAGACUUAG